This is a messenger RNA of Rhincodon typus (whale shark), 1322 nucleotides long. RefSeq names its product interleukin-1 receptor-like 2. The transcript has 6 exons. Bases 35 to 586 code for a protein of 183 amino acids. The record is from RefSeq and is a predicted model, not a curated record. Lineage: Eukaryota; Metazoa; Chordata; Chondrichthyes; Orectolobiformes; Rhincodontidae.
AAUCUAUUAAGUAUAAUUUUGUUAGAGCUGCAGGAUGACUGUGUCAUUGGUUGUGUUUAUCUUCAUCUGUAAAUCCAUCAGCAGCUGUAAGGUUUCCACUCUGUCCAUGCAGGACAGUAACACCUCAGGUCAAGUUCCACAGAUUUUGUAUCCAUCCAAUAACACUAUAGAAGCAUUGAUUGGCUCAAAACUAGAUAUAACUUGCACAGUAAUGGCUGACCUUCAUUCAAGGAUUGAAAUAUUGGUGUACUGGCUAGCUAAUCACAGUUAUAUUGAAGACUACAGCAAAAACACUAGAGUUAGAGAAAUUCGAAGUGAAAGAAGAGAAAAAGAAGCAUAUUAUAUUGAUGCUCACCUGAGUUUUUCAGAAAUUAAAAUAAAGGACUUUGAAAUAAAUUUUGUAUGUGUUGUCUUAAGUGAAGAAAUUGAACGAGUAAGCUUCAUUUUCAUCAAGCCAGCAGUUUCAAAUGCUGCAUCAGAUUUUGUGGUUGGUCUGGCUGUGCUGAUUAGUAUCAUUCUGGUGAGCAUUUGCAUCUACAAGUUUGUAAAAUCCAAGCAUCCACUGAGAUAUGCAAUCCUGAAGUGAACACUAUUGCAGAUGUUGUGCAACCCUAUUUCCAGGAUUUUCUGUUUUCAGUAUGUUAAACGAUUUCUUUUGUCUGACAUGUACCUGGAAUUUAAGUGCAUGUUUAGUAACCAACUGCAUAAGUUUGUGAAGAUUAAUUUAUUUCUGAGGUUUUGUCUUUAAUUUUGAAAUUAUAGAUUGAAUAUACUGUAUAUUACUUCUUGCUGCUUGAUAUACAUAAUAUACAUAAAUCAGUUCCUUUGAAGCUACAGUCACCUUAAAAUGCCACCUUGACAUUCUUGUUAAAGCACUUGCUGCAUUAUGGCUGAGCAGCUAGCAAAGCUUAAAUUUGAUGGAUUCUGAACUCUCAAACUCAUGAGAAAAUGGUUCCAAUGGUCAUUUACUGCAAUUGUGCUUGUGUUCUUGGAAUUUUCUUCCUAUAAUUUCAUUAGGUGAUAAAUUAGGAAAUAGAAAAUCCAUGCCAUUACGUUGGUUAUUACAGCCAUUAUGCAUGCUGCAUUGUAACGGAAUGUUGAUGUGAUGCUAUGUUUUGAGAAUUUUUUUUUCUGUUUUCACAUACUUUUACAUUCUAUGUUGCUAUUUGACAUUAGUUACAGAAGUGAGAUUAUGCUUGUAUUCCCCUCAAUUGUCAUGAUUUUUACUGCAUGGACAUCAAAAUAAUAAGACCUUACAAAAAACACCAAGCUUAACAUAAUGUCAUUAUACUAUAUUAUUGUUUGGACUUAUUAAAAUGGAU